AUGGCGAGUUUUGAAAUGUCCGACAUCGAUUUAGAAUGCGGUGGUCACCGCCGUAGCUCCAACGAGGGCGACGAUGGUAGCCUCUGCUUCUCCGACGCAGACGAGGGUUCUUGUUAUUCUCAGUUUUACUCCACUGCUGAUGGCUCUUACGAUGACUAUAGUUUUGCUUGCGCCUCUGAACCUGAGAUUUGUGAAGUUUCGGGUUCUCGGAGAGUUUCAUCGGUCCAUUUGGGGAAAGAAGAGAGAGAUUGUAGAAUCUGUCAUCUGAGUUUGGUGAGUACUAGUCCUGAGGCUGGGAUAGCCAUUGAACUGGGUUGUUCUUGUAAGAAUGACUUGGCUGCUGCUCAUAGGCAUUGCGCUGAGGCUUGGUUCAAGAUUAAGGGAAAUAAGACUUGCGAAAUUUGUAAUUCAAUUGCAAGCAAUGUCGUCAGCAUAAAUGAUAUUGAACCACAACAGCAGGUGAAUGAAACCACUGCUGUGGCAACAAACGCAGCCUCCGCACCAGUAUCGACUCCCACAGAGACCCGAAGCUGCUUUAAUGGUCACCGCUUCCUAAAUUUCCUCCUUGCUUGCAUGGUAUUUGCUUUUGUUAUAUCUUGGCUCUUUCACUUCAACAUCCCAGCAUGA
Messenger RNA from Ilex paraguariensis (yerba mate), 627 nucleotides. The record is from the annotation of a GenBank genome assembly. Lineage: Eukaryota; Viridiplantae; Streptophyta; Magnoliopsida; Aquifoliales; Aquifoliaceae.